Messenger RNA from Paramecium octaurelia, 758 nucleotides. The record is from the annotation of a GenBank genome assembly. Lineage: Eukaryota; Ciliophora; Oligohymenophorea; Peniculida; Parameciidae.
AUGAAAGGGCAUUCAAAAAAGAAAUUUAAUGAAUGGAUCAACCUGAAUUCUACAAAGAUUAUUUAAAUUAUCAUUAGGUGUUUGGUGUUAUUGUUAGUUAGAAUUUAGUUUUAAAGUGCCUAAGAAUUUUUCAUAAGGGUUUUAUAGAAUGAAAAUAUUUAUUUAUUUUUUACUUUAUGUUUGCUUGAAAUCUUAGAAUUCGAAAAAACAAAAUUUGAAGACAAUUUAUAUAAAAAUUCAUUUGGGUAAUAGUUUAACCCAGAUCAACUCCCAUCUCCAAGUAUUCCCCAAAAGGCUAUAUCAACCAACGAUAAAGUAAAUCAAUAAAACCAAAAUAUUAAAUUAAGAAGACAGCUUAGUCGAAAAAAUAAAGUUUCAAAUUUUAAGAGACUUUCUCAAUAUCCAAUCCUUUUGGAAUGAGAUAAAAAUGCAAAUUUGGUUAAUCUGUAGUUGAUGAAACUGAAUCUUAUCAAUUAUAGCUUAUUCUUGAUUAGAGAGAAUUUAAGACUUCAAUAAGAACAAAUAAAUUAAGACGAAUAAUCACCAAAAUUUUAAAUACUAACAAAACUGUGUCUUUUGAAAGAGCAAUUACUUCUGACACAGUACGAAACUCAAAGAAAUAAAUUUUAGAACAGUAAUUUUUUCAAUUGAAGAUCCAGAAAUAAGUCUAUUUCUAUAAACUGAACUGCACUCUAGGCUUUGCUUUCUGUUGGAUCUAUUAAGUGAAUAAAGUUAGAACGAAUUAAAGUUGUCAAUGA